Molecule: messenger RNA, 249 nt
Organism: Acytostelium subglobosum LB1
Lineage: Eukaryota; Evosea; Eumycetozoa; Acytosteliales; Acytosteliaceae
Exons: 2
Coding region: 1-249 (82 amino acids)
Source: RefSeq, a predicted model, not a curated record
AUGACUCUUAUUGCUGCCAUGAAGAACCUUACCCCAUCCGCCUCAUCGAUGGGAAUGUCCAAGUCAUCAGUUGCCGGUGGAUCGUACGGUGGUGCCAUGCAGGGUGCCAACAGAAGUGCUGGUCUGUUUGGAGGUUGCGGUCCAUGUCUCCCAGACAUCCACGUCAAUGUUGAUGUCAACGUCCACAUCAACUUGUCCGGUUGCACAAACAUCGAUGCAUGCAUCAACGCCAACAUUAACAUCUGUUAA